UAAGCAUGAUGUCAUUCUGUCUCUUAAACGUGCUCUAUCUUAAGAUAUGAAAGAAAUUAUUUGGAAUCACAAGAACCUAAUAACUUCUCGCAUCUUCAGCCCGGAAAAUACCGAGUUAACGUCAUAUUUAAAACGCUAGCUUGCAUGUGUACCGUUGUGACAGUAGGUCUUAUCAGCUUUUCGUUGUGCUUUAACUAAUGUUUACGCUCAAUAUAAGACAAUAACCUAUUUAAUCGUCGAGGAAAGGAGUGUCGUAUGGAUCGAUACAACGAGGUGAAGCUUCUGCUGAAAAAGUGGGAGCAGGGUUUCGUCUCUCAACAUCAGAGGAAGCCAAACAAGGAUGAUAUUGAUCAAGCUCCAGAGGAGACAAAAGAGCUGUACAAAGAGUACCGCAGCUUAAAAAAAGCAAACGAAAACAGCAGCAGUGAUGCACCUGAACCGUCCAAAUCUUCAGCUGGGGUCACAACAACCCAGAAGGUCGAAAAGGAGUCAGGUUGCUGGGGUGCCCACCUGAACAGAAGUAAACUUCCUACAUCUUCUCCCAGACUGACCCAAGAGGACAGAGACAGCCUGAAAGCCUCUGCUCAAUACUAUGGUCUGAAGCUUAAAAACAACCUGUCUACACUCAGCAAGGAGAGACCAGUCUCGCUGAGGAAAUCCUCUACUCCUGGCCGGGUACCUUUUAACUCCUUGAAAGAUGGAGGGAUUGGACAGACAAACAGCACUGCUGCAGCUGCUGCCACUGUCAAGACAGCUUUGGCGGUUUCUGUAUCUAGCCCUUUCUCACCAAGAGGGGGGAAGUCUCACCAACAACCCCUGGAUUCACUGCCUCAACAUCCAGCAGAGCCUGAAGACCAGUUUGAAUCAUUUGAGCCUUUCAGAGAGCCUUGUGAAGAGCUUUCAGGUGCCUCCAGUAGUUGCAAUAACAAUACUGACAGCAAGAGUCGUAUUUGUAAAGUUAUCAGUCCCCAGAAUGAAAUUGUCACUGCUUUACCCUUCUCUCCAGCUAGAUCUUCUCCUCUAUUGUUGUCAUUAUCUUCUCCACGUAGUACAGGGACGUCAAGAGGAGGUGUUGGAACAACUGAGGAGUUAGAUGAAAGUCUAGGAGCUUCAGAAGACAAAAAAGAAAACUUUGAAGCAGUGCAAACUCCACAUAAGGGUACUGGUUUUUCAAAUGGCUUCAGAGGAAGCCCACAGAUUCUUGGAGGUGUCAGGGGAAAAGUGGGAGGAAGGCCCUCUCCUGCCAGCAGGCUGAGUUUUGUUGAUAGAAAGUGGUUGGAGAGGUGUCAGGUGUUUGGAGAGAUGGAGGCUGAGAUGCCUGGAGCGGGCAACCAGGAGAUAAAACCAGAGAAAAGAGAAGAGAGAAAAAAAGGAUGUGAAACUGAAGAAAAGAUGCGUGGAGAAGAAGAUGUUAGUAAAAUCGAAAUAGAUGCAGUGGAAGACAGAAAGGCAGUAAACGAUGAAGGGAUUAAAAUCAUUUCUAGUGACAGUACAGCUAAUAAUAGUGUUUUAAAAAAGGCUUCAAAACCCAGUGGGAAAAGCAGAGGAGGAGGAGGCGAAGAAAAACUGAAAAAGAUGGAAAGUGAAGAGACAGGUGGAGGACUAAUGCCGCCUUUAAUGCCAGAUGACAUGGAGAGUGGUUGCAAGUCUAAAGUGACUAAGAAGAAAGGCACAAAAAGGCAGAGAGAGGGCGAGAACAUCGAGGGAGAGACCACAGAGGAGGGAGGGGUGAAGAAGAAGCGAAGGAAUGGCAAAAAGACAGAAGAGAGCUCUGAUGGAAAGACCAGUCCAGGACCAGAGGGAGGGAAGAAAAGAAAAGUCAAGAAGAAGGAAGAUGAAGACGGAGAAGAAAAAGAAUCCAAGACAUCAAAUAAGGCUCCUCAGGAGAACUUGUUGGGAGAAAUAGAAGAGGAAUAUGAGACUAAGAGGAUGUAUCACCGUCAGCCUAUCAGACCCAAAAAUAACAAAGGUGCAGAGGGAAACUUCGUGAAAAUAAAUCUGAAGAAGAAAUCUCAUGUGAAAGGAUAUGCUCUUAGAGGUGUUGGUCUACGUAAACAGCUCUACAUGCAAAAGUUCCAGCUGAAAGGCGAGCGCUUUGGUGGAGGCGGUGGAUUUUUUGGAAGAGGAAGGAGAGGCGGAUUCAGAGGCGGGUUCAAUCGACAAGGUGACACAUGCUACAAAUGUGGAGGGACGGGACACUGGGCCAUCGACUGUAAGGGACGAGCUCCUCCGCCUCCUGUUUCUGAGGACACGCCUGCUGAAGAGGAGCCGUUUGAACUGCCCACGCUGGAGGAAGUUGCCAGGGCAACUGGGACGCUGCACCCUGAGCCACUGGUUGCAUCUCCAAGUGUCCAAGAACAGCAGUCGUACCCAGACAAAGAGCUGGACAGUAGCCAAAGAGAGGAGGUCUUGCUGAACGUGAUCCGUCCUGACUAUGAGCGUCCAGCUCCUCCGCCACCGAUGGAGCCACUUUUUCACCUCGGAGAGGAUGGAAAAGUCCAGGAAACACCUGCUGAGGUGUACGCAGCUCUGAAAGACCUCGGGUACCAGUCAUUUAGAGCAGGACAAGAAGAGGCCAUCAUGAGGAUCCUCUCAGGUCUGUCUACCCUUGUGGUGCUGUCUACAGGGAUGGGUAAAUCGUUGUGUUAUCAGCUCCCUGCUUACAUGUACGCUCAGCGAUCAAAGAGCAUCACUUUGGUAAUUUCACCUCUGGUGUCACUCAUGGACGAUCAGCUGUCUGGUCUGCCAGGAAAGCUGAAGGCAGCUUGUAUCCACUCCAACAUGACCAUGAAACAAAGAGAAGCUGCCAUAGAAAAGGUGAAAGCAGGCCAGGUGUGUGUGCUGCUCCUCUCUCCAGAGGCUCUGGUUGGUGGAGGUGGUUCAGGUUCAGGGUGUCUGCCCUCGGCUCAGGAGCUCCCCCCUGUGGCUUUUGCCUGUAUCGACGAGGCGCACUGUGUGUCAGAGUGGUCGCACAACUUCAGACCCUGCUACCUACGACUCUGUAAGGUACUAAGGGAGCGUUUAGGAGUGCAGUGUUUGCUUGGACUCACGGCUACAGCCACCUUGUCCACGGCUCUGGACAUUGCACGACAUCUGGACAUCACUGAUCAAGAUGGCAUCGCAGUCCGAUCUGCAGCGGUGCCUCCUAAUCUCUACCUGUCUGUGUCCACAGACCGAGAAAAGGAUCAGGCUUUAGUGUCCUUGUUAAAGGGUGAUCGAUUUGGUUGUUUGGACUCCAUAAUCGUCUACUGCACUAGACGAGAGGAAACCACUCGUGUUGCAGCGCUGCUCAGAACCUGCCUACAGGGGAUGCUGUUAAAAGAAAAUAAAUUCAUCAACAGCAGUCAGACACUAAACAACCCAGUGGGGCAGAAAAAGAAAGAAUUGGCAAGAAAGAAGAUCCGUAAACCUCUGAAAUGGCAGGCUGAGUCAUACCACGCAGGCUUGUCUGCGUCUGAGCGCCGUCGUGUACAGAACAACUUCAUGUGUGGAGAGCUCAGGAUCGUGGUGGCCACAGUGGCCUUUGGCAUGGGCCUCGAUAAGUCUGACGUCCGUGGUAUCGUCCACUACAACAUGCCAAAGAGCUUUGAGAGCUACGUUCAGGAGAUUGGGAGGGCAGGAAGAGAUGGAGAGCCGGCACACUGUCACCUCUUUCUAGAUCCUGAGGGUGGAGACCUCCAUGAGCUCCGUCGUCACAUCUAUGCUGACACAGUGGACUACUACACAGUGAAGAAACUGGUCCAGAAGGUUUUUCCUCCUUGUAAAUGUAAACGGAUACACCAGAGACAACAGGAGCUAGUGAAGAAAAAAGAAGAAAUAGAAGAUUCAGAGCUUCUGGAGCUGAUGGAUGUGUGCGAUCAGGAGAGCAGUGUGAACCCUCCCGCACAGCAGGAAGUGUUACCGACAGAAACACCAGCAGCGCCUACUGAAAAGGAGACGUCACUUCCUGAGGCAGUGGACACUCCCCUUUCUGAAAUCAGAGAUGAAGAAAAGAAAAAGGAGAAAGAGGAGGAUGAAGUUAAACGUGAAGAAGCUGAUGGUUCCCUGGUGCACAAAGAUGUAGAGGUGAAAAAAGGCAGUGAUUGGCUGAGGGAGCAGGAAGAGGAGAGCAGCGAUUGGCCCACGAAGCGAGUUUGUCACACGCAUGAGAGAGCGAUUCCCAUUCAGGAAACUGUCGAGGCUUUGGACAUCACAGAGGAAGGUGUAGAAACUCUCCUCUGCUACCUGGAACUUCACCCCCAGCGCUUUGUUGAACUCCUCCACCCAACGCUGUCCGUCUGUAAAAUCAGCUGUUAUGAGGGGCCGAGGCAGCUGCAGAAAAUCACAAAAAUUUGUCCUCCAGUUGCUGUUGUUUUGGCCAGGAGGAGGAUGGCAGGCGAGCGAGUGGAGUCAUGUGAUCAGCUGGAGUUUGAUGUGGUUGAAGUCGCUGACACGAUGGGAUGGGAACUUCCUCUGGUGAAAAGAGGACUCAGACAGCUGCAGUGGAGCACUGGCAAAGCUGGUGGCCGUAGCGGUGUCCAGGUUGAGUUCACCUCCAUGUCUUUCUAUUUCCGUUCUUAUGGUGACCUCAGCGAUGAAGAGAUGGACAAAGUUUGUCAGUUUCUCCAUAAUCGAGUUCAAAACCAAGAGAGAACCCAGCUCUACCAGCUGUCUGCAUGCUUUAAAGCCUUCAAAAGUGUUGCGUACCGCAGUGUAUCGUCCUGUGUGGAUGAUUUGGAUGAGAGUCGCAGUCUCCAGCUGAAAAGUCUUCUCUCUGAAUAUUUUGAAAAGAGGCGAGACAGAAGCCAAACACUCGCACCAGUGGACACAGAGGAGCUCGACAAAUAUAAAUUUUUGGACUGGGAGAAUCAGAUCAGAGCAGACAUCAGAAGUUUCCUUUCCCAACGAAGUGAUGAGAAAUUCUCAGGAAGAGCUGUGGCCAGAAUCCUGCAUGGGAUAGGCAGUCCUUGUUUUCCUGCUCAAACUUACGGCAGAGACAGACGCUACUGGAGGAAGUACAUCCAGUUUGAUUUCAACCAGCUCAUCAAACUGGCCACUCAGGAAAUCAUCCGCUUUAAGUGAGCGUGCCUUUAAACAAACACGCAGCAUGUAGAGACACAGGUCGACUCAAGUCCACACUUCACACACUCUCUCACAUUCCUGAAGUUCGGUUAUCAUCCAAAAAAACACCUGUUUUUGUUUGUUUAACCUCAUUAUCAGGUCUGAUUAUUUGAUCU
Cheilinus undulatus (humphead wrasse) is the source of this 5216-nucleotide messenger RNA. It is a transcript of the gene recql4, whose product is annotated as RecQ helicase-like 4. The transcript has 28 exons. Gene Ontology annotation, cellular component: cytoplasm; nucleus; chromosome. Gene Ontology annotation, molecular function: ATP binding; 3'-5' DNA helicase activity; four-way junction helicase activity. The record is from RefSeq and is a predicted model, not a curated record. Bases 256 to 5061 code for a protein of 1601 amino acids. Gene Ontology annotation, biological process: DNA replication; double-strand break repair via homologous recombination; telomere maintenance. NCBI's taxonomy places the organism in Eukaryota, Metazoa, Chordata, Actinopteri, Labriformes, Labridae.